Molecule: messenger RNA, 378 nt
Organism: Triticum turgidum subsp. durum (durum wheat)
Lineage: Eukaryota; Viridiplantae; Streptophyta; Magnoliopsida; Poales; Poaceae
Source: the annotation of a GenBank genome assembly
AUGGACAUUCAGAGAAUCCGGAAUGAAGGGCUGAUGACAGCAAAAGUGUUGUCAGACAAGUAUAAGAAUGGUUUCCCAAAGAUGGAAGUUGCGACUUCGUCUUGCUCUGGAGAUGGCGGUCGCCCAAAGAAGAAGACACUGAGGGCGAGCCUUGAAUUCAGGAAAUACGUGGAGCUUGAUGAGAUCUGCCGUGAUUGCUACUGUAUAUCUCCAAGAUACACAGUAUUACCUUCAAUAACAGAUGGAACGUACACCGCCAGUGUACGUCUUAGAUGCCCUGAUGCUAAGAUGACCAUCUAUGGAGGCCCUCACGAGACCCCACUCGAGGCGAGGUGCUCUGCAGCUGCCAAUAUGAUACAGGAGCUUUGCAAGGCGUAG